Molecule: messenger RNA, 1527 nt
Organism: Paramecium tetraurelia
Lineage: Eukaryota; Ciliophora; Oligohymenophorea; Peniculida; Parameciidae
Exons: 4
Biological process (GO): carbohydrate metabolic process
Cellular component (GO): cytoplasm
Molecular function (GO): 1,4-alpha-glucan branching enzyme activity
Source: RefSeq, a predicted model, not a curated record
AUGUUCCAAAUAGAAAAUUAUCAAAAAAGAAUUCCUUAUUUUAUUAGGUAUGAUCAUGGCAUUUUACAAAAUUAGUAAUCAGUAUUGGAGAAUGAAGAGUUUCUGUUAAAGUACUAGAAGAAUGUCGAUUAAUUGCAGACAGUAAUUGAAGAGCCUGAAUUGAAGGAAGUAAUACAGAGUAGGAAUGAGAAAUUUUUUUAAGUUUUGGAAUAAAUCAUAAAGGUUGAAUCAUCAAUAAAGGACUUUGCAAAAGGAUAUCAAAAGUUCGGAUUUGUAGUAUCAGAUAAUGGAAUCACAUAUAGAGAAUGGGCUCCAAAUGCUAAAGAGUUGAAAUUGAAUGAGUACAGUUGUACCACUGACAACGGUGGUAAUUGGGAAGUUUUUAUACCAAAAGAUGACGAUGACAAUCACUAAAUAGUGCAUGGAAGUCCAUUAAUAACAUAUUGCAAUGAUUUAUAAAGAGUAUCAGUUUGGAGUUAGGUUAAAAAAGGAGAAUAAGCAAUAUUUUGGAAUCCUGAAAACAAAUAUGAAUUCCAAUAAUAAUAGUUAUAAUAAAAAUAACAAAGUAAAGGAUUGAAAAUAAAUAAACAGAGAAUUAAUCAACUAGAGAACAUUCCUGGAUAUAAUGCAAUAUUAAUUACCGAACAAGUCUUAAUGGCUCUAGACAUAAAUUAGACUAAUCCUGAUGAUUUGAAAAAGACCAUUGAUAAUCUUCAUCAAUAAGGACUCUCAGUUCUGAUGGAAAUAGAUCAUCAACUGAUUGGAUAGCUAUUAAAAAAUUGGGAUGGUGGUGAAUUCCAGUAUGUUCGUGAGGGUACAGAUUAAUUGGAUUACAGCAAAUGGGAAGUAUUGAGAUUACUACUCUCGAAUAUUUCCUUCUGGAUCACAGAGUAUUAGAUAGAUGGGUUCAAGUUUUCAAAUAUAGAUCUUACUGACGAUAUUGAUAUUGCUGUUUAUUUGAUGUUGGCAAAUGAUUUAAUUCAUGACAUAUUGCCAAAUGGAAUUAGUGUCAUUAAUAGUUUUGAAUACCCAGCCUUAUGCAGAACUAUCAAGGAAGGUGGAUUAGGGUUUGAUUUCAAAGUUUCCUAAUCUCAAACAAAAUAAUAUUUGCCAAAAACACUUUACGAAAUUCCAUUGGAUGCAUCACAUUUAUAACAACUUAAUGGCUUAGUCUUAGGAUAGGGAGUGAUCACAAAUGGAAAAGAUAAUAACUUAUUGUUACUGGAAUCUUAGCUUGGGUGGUUGGAGACUGAGUUUGCCGAAGUUAAUGUUAUUGACUUUGUGAUUGAAGUUAAGAGAUCAAAAUAUAUAUUUUUGUUUAAUCCCACUGAUUAAAAUAGAACAAUUAAGUUGAGUUACACGAUAAAUAAAGUCAUAAAUCAUGUAGGAUACAAGUGGACAUAAAUUGAUGACAAUAAUACCGAAAUAUAAAUUCAAUCAGAAUAGGGAUUGAUCAUUGAGUGAUAACCUUUAACUAUCUGAAUUAAUAGAAUGUGUAAAACAAAUAUCAAUUAUUUAUUAAUAUUA